Molecule: messenger RNA, 1257 nt
Organism: Penaeus monodon (black tiger shrimp)
Lineage: Eukaryota; Metazoa; Arthropoda; Malacostraca; Decapoda; Penaeidae
Product: pollen-specific leucine-rich repeat extensin-like protein 1
Exons: 1
Coding region: 1-1257 (418 amino acids)
Source: RefSeq, a predicted model, not a curated record
AUGAUUCUAAGACUUCUCAGAGUGUACUGCGUGUGGGAAUGUAAUUACGAAACAUCUCCUAAACCCUUUUUCCCUCCCGAAAACUCUUAUCGUCGGAAGCCUAAAACCUCCUAUCACCAGAAGCCUAAAACCUCCUAUCACCAGAAGCCCAAAAAACCCCCUAUCACCAGAAGCCCAAAACCUCCCCAUCAAACCAAAGCCAAAACUCCUCAUCAUCAGAAGCCCAAACCUCUCAUCACAGAAGCCCCCAAAACCCCCUAUCACCCGACCCAAAACCUCCUAUCAUCAGAAGCCCAAAACCUCCUAUCACAGAAGCCCAAAACCUCUCAUCACCAGAAGCCCAAAACUCUAUCACCAGAAGCCCAAAACCUCUCAUCACCAGAAGCCCAAAACCUCCUAUCAUCAGAAGCCCAAAACCUCCUAUCACCAGAAGCCCAAAACCUCCUAUCACUAGAAGCCCAAAACCUCUCAUCCUCAGAAGCCCAAAACCUCUAUCAUCAGAAGCCCAAAACCUCCUAUCACCAGAAGCCCAAAACCUCCUAUCACCAGAAGCCCAAAACCUCUCAUCACCAGAAGCCCAAAACCUCCUAUCACCAGAAGCCCAAAACCUCUCAUCACCACAAGCCCAAAACCUCCUAUCACCAGAAGCCCAAAACCUCCUAUCACCAGAAGCCCAAAACCUCCUAUCACCAGAAGCCCAAAACCUCCAUCACCAGAAGCCCAAAACCUCCUAUCACCAGAAGCCCAAAAACCCUCCAUCACCAGAAGCCCAAAACCUCCCAUCACCAGAAGCCCAAAACCUCCCAUCACCAGAAGCCCAAAACAAUCCUAUCACCAGAAGCCCAAAACCUCCUAUCACCAGAAGCCCAAAACCUCCUAUCACCAGAAGCCCAAAACCUCCUAUCACCAGAAGCCCAAAACCUCCUAUCACCAGAAGCCCAAAACCUCCUAUCACCAGAAGCCCAAAAACCUCCUAUCACCAGAAGCCCAAAACCUCCUAUCACCAGAAGCCCAAAACCUCCUAUCACCAGAAGCCCAAAACCUCCUAUCACCAGAAGCCCAAAACCUCCUAUCACCAGAAGCCCAAAACCUCCUAUCACCAGAAGCCCAAAGCCUCCUAUCACCAGAAGCUCUCUUACACCGAUCUCUCCCGCAGUGACACCCACGGCGCCCCAACAGGGCCUUGUAACAAUCGCGGCGGAAAAAGGCAACGCCCACCGCCCUUCAAGGGAGCGAGAUGAAAGGCGGGGAGUGUGA